UUUUUUUGUUUAUAGUUCACUCAGGGGCCACGAUGAUCAUCUCAGAUUAAUGUCAAAAAUAUCCAUUUGUGUUGAAAGGUUCCCGUGCCGGUUCCGCUCAGGACAUUGACCAGUUGCCAUCCAUCCUCCGGCCUGAGGUUGAAAUGAAGGAAAACAUUGCCAGGGCUGUCUCUGACUUGUGCUCCAUUUUGUGACGAGAUGGGGCACCAUCUGGCGCUCCCUCGUUCCACCGUGUUUUCCCCGCCCUUGUCUAGUGCCGAGUCCAGCACUCGACGACCCCUGAUGAAGGCUUUGGUCCUGAUUUUGUGUCACUCUGGAGCGGCUGCGUUGAUUCUUUUGCACCGGAAGAUGUCGCCCUAAUCGAGGAAAGCGGGAGGAGCGUUCAGUGUGCUUGUGGGCUGGUUACGUUGGGCGACUUUCAUGGAAACGCUCGACGUUAUUAGGAAUGCUGUACGGUAGGUACUUUCUCCACGCUUGACAAGCCGGCCCACGUGACGCCACAAGUUUCUUCGGCUUCAUCUUUUUCAAAGAGUCUGUCAAUCAUGCAAUGUAGAGAGUCCUUAUUUCUGAAACACGUGAUUGACAUUCACGCAUGUACAUGGCAACAAUAACGAUAAAAUCCAUGUCUCCAUUUUCAAGCCGUUCAUGACGUUUGCGCCCGCAACUUGGUGAUGCUAGGUUUUCCUACAAGUCAGCAAGUCCGUGAAGGCAUCAGCGGAAAGCCACCGGAAAAUGUUCCACUGGCGCCAACGUUUUUGUCGCCAUUCAAGUUAAAGCUACGACGCGUCCACUUGUGCUAUCUUGCCGACGAGGCGGCCCCUUUUUUUGGACGGAAACUAAGAACCAAAAGCAGCAGACGAGUCGCCGCUUUUCAUCAAAGCCCUUCUCGACGGCAUCCAAUCGUGCGAAGGUAGCAAAAGUGAAUGUGCUGUUGUCGUGGCUCGUGUCGCGAAAGCGACCCUCGACUUGACCCCACAACAUUUUUUGCAUACCAGCUGCAUGUCAUUAUCACCCCAGCGAGCUCCGUGGACUUCCUGAUGAGUGAAGGCGAGGAUGAGGCUUCCUCCUUCCUGUCGCUGCCCAGCCCCGCCUUCUCUCAGCACCCCCUGCCGAGCGCCGAGCUGAGCCAAUCAAAUGCGCCCAUGCAGCAGGAGCAGCAGCAGCUCAUCCAGGCACUCCAGGAUAAAGUGCGCCACCUGCAGGCUCGCCUGGACGAAGAAGAUGCCGCGCGCCAGUGUCUGUUCCAGCAACAACACACACCGGCAGGGGGGCGGCCGAGGGAGGACCGCGUCGCAGGGUCUGGUGGUGUUGACAAAGAGCAGCUGAGCAGACGAUUGCACUCACAGGUGGAGGAACUGGAAAAGAAGCUAGUGGAGCAAACGCAGGAAGUGGAGAGACUUCGUUCAGGACUGGGGGCGACGGACUUGGAGAAGCAUCUGGAGCUUUUGGAGGCGGAGAACAAGAGUCUGAAACGACAGCUGGCCUCCGGCGGGGCCUCCAACGGGGCCUCCAACGGGGCCUACGAGGGCGCCUGCAGCUGCACUCAGGAGCUGGAGGCUCUGCGGAGGGAGCUGAUAGGCUGGGAGAAGCGCGGUCAGCAGACGGAGCGCCACCUGGCGGACGUGGAGGGGCAGCUGCUGGACAAAACCGCUCAGGCGGACGCGUUGCAGCGACGACUGGACCGGGCCGGGGCUCCAGUGGGACUUGCCGAGCGCGACCUUGCCAUCCACUUGCGUGACAAAUCGGCGCCGCUUCAGGCUGCGGAGGAGGCGGAGUCCGGCGACAGCGCGGCGUCUCUGCGUGUGCAAAACGCUUUGCUGCAGGAGCAAAUUUGUGUGCAGCGCCACCUGCUGCGAGAGCUCGAGGCGCAAGUGCAGCAGUCGCAGAGGGCCUGCGCUCAGCUCCGGACGCAGGUGGCGGUUUACGACGGCGAGAUGACUCGCGCUCACAAGCAGCUGGACGCCGAGCUGCUGCAGCUGAAGGAGGAGAAGGAGCGCGUCAUCCACGAGGCGUUCCUCAGGGCCGAGAGCCAAAUGAAGGCCGUGCACGACAACCUGGCAGGCGUGCGCAGCAAGCUUCUUGGUCUUCAUCCUGCCUUGAGGACGCUCACCAGCGACUACAACACGCUCAAGAAGCAAGUGCACCACUUCCCCAGAAUGCUGCAGAACGCCAUCGAUGACGCCAAACACGAGAUCUGUCAGGUGAUCAGCGAGGUGAGCCUGAGCAACCAGAAGCUCGUCGACCGCUACAAACGCGAGAUGAACCUGAGGAAGAAGAUCCACAACCAGCUGGUCCAGCUCAAAGGAAACAUCCGAGUGUUGUGCCGCGUUCGUCCCGUGGACGGCGCUCAGGAAGAGAGCGUGUUAACCUUUGACCCGGACGACGACUGCGUCCUCUACCUCAGCAACAAGGGCAAGGUCGUGACCUUUGCCCUGGACAAGGUCUUUCCCCCUCAGGCCACCCAGGAAGAGGUUUUCGCCGAGGUGGAGUCGCUGGUGACGUCCUGCGUCGACGGCUUCAACGUUUGCAUCUUCGCGUACGGCCAGACGGGAUCGGGGAAGACGUACACCAUGGAGGGCGUGCCGUCGGACCCGGGCCUAAACCAGCGAGCGCUGCACCUCCUUUUCUCGCAAGUGACAGACAAAAGUCCCGAGUGGGAGUUUCACAUCUGCGUCAGCAUGCUGGAGAUUUACAACGAGACGCUAAGGGACCUUCUCGGCGACAAGCAGGCGGACAAACUGGACAUCAAGAUGAAUCCCGACGGGAGCGGACAACUUUACGUGCCGGGCCUGACGCGCGUCGCCGUGCGCACCGUUGACGACGUCAACAAGGUUCUGGAGGCGGGCCGAGCGAGCCGGGCGACGGCGUGCACCAACCUCAACGAGCGGAGUUCUCGCUCUCACGCGCUGCUCGUCGUCAGCGUGACGGGACUCAACGGCACCACGGGAAGUCGCACGCAAGGCAAGCUGAACCUGGUGGACCUGGCCGGUUCCGAGCGGCUCCGUAAAUCGGGCGCCGAGGGCGGGCGUCUGCGCGAGGCUCAGCACAUCAACAAAUCUCUUUCGGCGCUGGGCGACGUGAUCAACGCGCUUCGGUGCAAACACGCUCACGUUCCCUUCAGGAACUCUCGCUUGACCUUCCUGCUGCAGGACAGCCUGCAAGGGGACAGCAAGACGCUGAUGAUGGUUCAGGUGUCGCCCGUGCUGAGGAACGUGACCGAGUCGUUGUGCUCGCUGAAGUUUGCUCAGCGCGUUCGCAGCGUUGAGCUCAAUUCGUCAAGCUCCGCCUCCAGGAGGACGGACGACCGCUCCGCUUCGUCCUCGCCGACGCAAGAAAGCCUCGAGACGGACUCGCCCCCCUUGACCCCGGGGCCCCUCCCCUUAUCUCGGAGCAGCAGCGCGGGCUCCUCUCUGAACUCCGCCUCGAGAACUCCCAACAGCUCUCGACGGAAAUCCAACUCUCAACUUUCCACAGGGCGACUGAAGAUGGCGGCGUGAGCGGCGCCGUGGCGGAGGACGGUGACGGUCGCCACGGUGACCAAUCGACAACAGUGUUUGAGUUCUUGCACUUUAUACACCGUUUGUAUUAUUUAAUCGGUUGUGUUUGAAUUGAUAUUGGACUGAGGUUUUCAUCCAAUGACGAUGCUCCUCUGGCACCGGCUGGCCAAUCCAACGCCCGACUGUAUUUGGGCUUCUUCCAGUGUGUCUUUGA
Messenger RNA from Syngnathoides biaculeatus (alligator pipefish), 3711 nucleotides. RefSeq names its product kinesin family member C3 (gene kifc3). Lineage: Eukaryota; Metazoa; Chordata; Actinopteri; Syngnathiformes; Syngnathidae. Gene Ontology annotation, biological process: microtubule-based movement. The record is from RefSeq and is a predicted model, not a curated record. Gene Ontology annotation, molecular function: microtubule binding; ATP binding; microtubule motor activity. The transcript is spliced from 21 exons. Bases 924 to 3497 code for a protein of 857 amino acids.